AUGGACUCUUUACCGGACGAGGUGCUUCUGAUGAUCUUCGAAUUGAUGCCUGCUCACGAGGUGAGGAACAAAGCUUUAUCAGAUUUGAUAUGUGAUCUACCACAAUUAAUUGAGGAAUUAGUAUUGAGUGCAUCAUGGUUUAGUGAUGAACAUAUACCUAUGUUAAGAGAGAGGCUCCCAAAGCUGUAUACACUCGAACUGUGGCGCUGUCGAGCUUCAGCUGAUGGGCUAAUGGAAUUAGUGAUGUCUUUGCCUGCUUUAGUAGAAUUUGAUACGGACAUGAUGCUUGGAGCGGAUAAUGUCCAGAUCCUGUCAAUACAUCCAUCAUUGCAAAGAGUCAGAUGUUGUUUAGACCCAAUGUGUACAGAUGUUAAUUCAAGAGGUCAAAAACUGAAGUUUAUGGCAGCUGAUGCAAUAUAUAGGAAUGCUUUUUUACGAGGCGAUGGUGAGGGCUACCGGGCAGAUUUGUUUUACUAUUGGACACAGAGAGUGCCAUUGGAAACUCCAACAAACCCAACAAAUUCCAUACUAUUAGAUAGA
Messenger RNA from Iphiclides podalirius (scarce swallowtail), 540 nucleotides. Lineage: Eukaryota; Metazoa; Arthropoda; Insecta; Lepidoptera; Papilionidae. The record is from the annotation of a GenBank genome assembly.